Molecule: messenger RNA, 777 nt
Organism: Penicillium subrubescens
Lineage: Eukaryota; Fungi; Ascomycota; Eurotiomycetes; Eurotiales; Aspergillaceae
Product: DASH complex subunit DAD1
Exons: 3
Coding region: 284-628 (114 amino acids)
Cellular component (GO): mitotic spindle pole body; DASH complex; mitotic spindle
Source: RefSeq, a predicted model, not a curated record
AUCGCGCAACUCCAUUGAGGCACAACAGCCAAACGCAGCACAAAAUUACUGUUCAGUGCAGCUAAAGUGCUUGAUACCCAAUAAACCCAGCCCUAGUCACUUCAAAGACUAAGUCCGACGUUGAAUUCGGCUCUUACACGGUCCUCCUAAACCCGACGGGACACAUCAACCGCCCGCCAUCGCGUCAGACAGGGCCUAGUCUAUGACAACAGGAGCUGUCGGCCUAGUCAAAAUUGAUUCUCAUCGACCUUACUGAUCCUGCGCAACUAUUCAAUCUCUGAAUAUGGCUUGGCUCAAUUCAACCCCGGGCUCUGGUGGACGCGCCGCAUCCCCUACUGUCUUUGAGCAACAACGCGAAGAAUUAGUUCGGGAAAUUGCCGCUAGCAUGGAGCAAGUACUCCAAAACAUCAACCGUUUGAAUCGGAACUUGGAGAGCAUCAUCACAGUCGGAAACGAGUUUAGCUCCGUAGAAGCCCUCUGGUCCCAGUUCGAGAACUUCAUGGGUCGACCAGAGGAAGAACUCGAAGAGGCUGCUCAGGGAAAACGGACAGUUAGUGGGGAGAGCGAGGGACGAGGUAAUGCAGGAACACAGCAGGAAGGGGAGGACGACUCGAGGCUCAGCCAGUAGGACUUCUUCCGUUUGGACUGGGCUGAGCUGACUGGUUGUAUUUCCAUAUCAGCCUUGCAUUACUUAUUACUUGAUGAUACCAUGGUCAUUUUACGUUGAACUACUCUUUACGAACAAAAUUAUGUCUACUUUGAAAAGCUACCAUUGGG